AUGGCUGGUGGUGACGCUAAGAAGGGUGCCAACCUCUUCAAGACCCGUUGCGCUCAGUGCCACACCGUCGAGGCCGACGGCGGCAACAAGAUCGGCCCUGCCCUUCACGGCCUUUGGGGCCGCAAGACCGGUUCCGUCGAGGGCUACUCCUACACCGACGCCAACAAGAAGAAGGGCAUCGAGUGGAACGAUCAGACUCUCUUCGAGUACCUCGAGAACCCCAAGAAGUACAUUCCCGGCACCAAGAUGGCGUUCGGUGGUCUCAAGAAGGAGAAGGACCGUAACGACCUCAUUGCCUACCUCAAGGAUGUCACCAAAUAG
Colletotrichum acutatum is the source of this 321-nucleotide messenger RNA. Its product is annotated as cytochrome c. Gene Ontology annotation, cellular component: mitochondrial intermembrane space. Lineage: Eukaryota; Fungi; Ascomycota; Sordariomycetes; Glomerellales; Glomerellaceae. Gene Ontology annotation, biological process: mitochondrial electron transport, cytochrome c to oxygen; mitochondrial electron transport, ubiquinol to cytochrome c. Gene Ontology annotation, molecular function: heme binding; electron transfer activity. The transcript has 4 exons. The coding region runs from base 1 to 321 and encodes 106 amino acids. The record is from RefSeq and is a predicted model, not a curated record.